AUGGCACCUGGCACGGAUGUAGCCGUUCCUGACAGACCUGAAUCUUCUCAUAAAGAUGAAGACCGGUCUGAUGAUGAACUGGAAGAAUAUGAUUUGGAAAACUAUGAUGAAGAGGAAUACACAGGUGAUUUAAAACUUGGAGACUCUUUGGCUGCUUUAACAGUGUAUGGGAGCAAUGAUCAUGAUCCUUACAUCACUCUCAAAAGCACUGAUCAGUAUGAACAGGAGGACUUUUUGAUUAAGCCCAGUGACAAUCUUGUCCUUUGUGGCAGAGUUGAUAAAGACUACUGUAGUUUGGAAGUUCAUGUUUAUAAUCAUGAAGAGGACUCAUUUUAUGUGCAUCAUGAUAUUCUCUUGCCUGCUUACCCUCUAAGUCUGGAGUGGUUGAAUUUUGAUCCUAGUCCUGAUGAAUCACUAGGAAAUUAUGUUGCAGUGGGUAACAUGACCCCAGUUAUUGACAUUUGGGACCUUGAUAUAGUAGAAUCCUUAGAACCAGUCUUUUCUCUUGGAAGCAAGAAAGAGAAAAAGAAGAAGAAGAAAGGAAAGAAAAGUUUAUCUUCAGAAGAGACAGUGAAAGGACAUACUGAUGCUGUGCUUGAUCUUUCAUGGAAUAAACAAAGCAGGAAUGUUUUAGCAAGUGCAUCUGCUGACAAUACUGUGAUUCUGUGGGAUAUGUCUGUGGGUAAUCCAGCAGCCAGCCUGAUGCUACAUACAGACAAGGUCCAGACAGUGCAGUUUCAUCCAUUUGAAACUCAGACCCUUAUUUCUGGAUCUUACGAUAAAUCAGCUGUGCUGUAUGAUUGCAGAAACCCACAAGAUAACCAUCGAGUGUGGCGGUUUAGUGGUCAGGUUGAAAGAGUAACCUGGAAUCAUUUCUCCCCAUGUAAUUUCUUAGCAAGCACAGAGGAUGGCUUUGUCUACUGUCUGGAUGCUCGUGCUGAUAAGCCACUGUUUACUCUGAAGGCUCAUGAUGAAGAGGUGUCAGGGCUACAACUAAGCAGUCAAAUCAAAGGGUGCCUUGUGACAUCAUCUGCUGACAAAUUUGUGAAAAUUUGGGAUAUCCUGGGAGACAGACCGAGUUUAAUCCAUUCUAGGAAUAUGAAAAUGGGUGUUCUUUUCUGUGCAGCUUGCUGCCCUGAUUUCCCAUUUGUAUUUGCCUUUGGAGGAGAGAAAGAAGGGCUACGUGUUUGGGAUAUAAGCAAGGUUUCUGCAGUGAAUGAAGUUUUUGGAAACAGAGAGAGACUUGUUCUGGCUAAUUCCAGCUCUGUGGCUCACAGCUCAACGGCCAGGAGUAGCAGCAACUACUCAGAGACACCAAUGGAAUCAUGAUGGACCAAACAUCACAUAAUCAAAGUAAUUAAUGGGACUACAACUAAUGUGCAUUCUACAAAGCUUCCUGUUUGAUGACAGUUCAUAGAAAUCACCCAAGUGUCUUCCAAUCUGUAGGCUGCUUCAUCUCAGAGAAAGAAACAUGGUGAUGUGGUUAAGGUCUGACUCAGCAGUUCUAAGUUCCUGCUUCUAUUAUCAGCUUUGAAAGAUUAAAUCACCUGGUUUUGCCUG
This is a messenger RNA of Chaetura pelagica (chimney swift), 1560 nucleotides long. It is a transcript of the gene PWP1, whose product is annotated as PWP1 homolog (S. cerevisiae). Gene Ontology annotation, cellular component: nucleus. The record is from RefSeq and is a predicted model, not a curated record. NCBI's taxonomy places the organism in Eukaryota, Metazoa, Chordata, Aves, Apodiformes, Apodidae. Gene Ontology annotation, biological process: rRNA processing. The transcript is spliced from 13 exons. Gene Ontology annotation, molecular function: protein binding. Bases 1 to 1329 code for a protein of 442 amino acids.